Dujonia railenensis is the source of this 1767-nucleotide messenger RNA. Lineage: Eukaryota; Fungi; Ascomycota; Pichiomycetes; Serinales; Debaryomycetaceae. The record is from the annotation of a GenBank genome assembly.
AUGACACAUUUCUUAGCUGCAACCCUCUUAUUUGCAGCUUCCUAUGUUGCAUCAACGAGUGGCUUGGGUACGACAUUACCUGGUGGUGGUAUUUUACUUGACUUUGAAGUCAAGAGAGGUGACACUUAUGACACUUUGUCACUGGACAACAAGCCAUACUUAUACAGAAGAGAUGGUGAUGUGACAUUAACUCUUGGUAAUGAACUUAACAUGUACGUUGCUACCCUUGAAGUUGGAUCUAAUAAUCAAAAGAAUACCAUUCAAGUUGAUACUGGAUCGUCAGAUUUAUGGUUUAUGGCCAAGGACGUCGAAUGUUUUGUGCCUGAUUAUCAAAAGAGGAGAAGAAGAGACUACUCCUCUCACCAGAACAACAGAGUUCUUGCUGAACGUGAUAUAUUUGAUGAUCUCUCCACUAUGUUUGGAUACGAAACUAUUGUGUAUGGUGGAGACUCUGGUGAUGAAACUGCCAUUGGGGUUGCAACAGCUACGGGAACAUCUCCUGGUGACAUUGCUCCCACAAACACUUGUAUUAACUAUGGGUCAUUUGAAACCUCGCUGUCUUCAUCAUUCAAGAGGAACGAAUCUGCACCUGAAUUCUAUAUCAUGUAUGGAGACGGCACUGGAGCUUCGGGAUACUGGGGAUAUGACUCGAUAAAGAUUGGAAGUACUACUCUUGACUCUGUAUCUUUUGGUAUUGCUAAUGAAUCCACCACAAACUGUGGUAUUCUUGGUCUUGGUUUGGAAGGUCUUGAGUCUACCAAUUCCUAUGAGUAUCUGAACUUCCCUGUUCUUCUUAAACAAGAAGGUGCGAUUAAUAAAGUGGCAUAUUCCCUCUAUUUGAAUGCAGUUAACGCUACAACUGGCUCAGUUUUAUUCGGAGCAGUUGACCAUGCCAAAUACUCUGGAACAUUAGCAACGGUUCCUAUACUUAAUAAGGUCUCUGAAGAUCCUUCAGCCUUCCAUGUUAUGCUUGAUGGUAUUUCAUUUAGUGAAGGAAGCAAUGACUUUUCUGUAACUUCCAAUAAAUACACUGCUCUUUUGGAUUCUGGUACUUCAUUGACAGUCCUUCCUGAAAGUUUGUUUAGUAAAUUUGGAGACGCCUUGGGAGGUGAAUAUUCAGAAGAAGUAGGGUAUUAUGUUGUUAAUUGUCCCAAGAGUAGCGACGAUUUCACUGUUAAUUUCGAUUUCAGUGGGUUGACCAUUUCUGUUCCAUAUUCAAAUUUCAUUUUAGCAGCUUCUUCUGAUUCUUCUGGAGGCGCUGAACAAUGCUACUUAGGAAUUCAAAGUCAGCAGGAGGAUUUCGUGAUCUUAGGUGAUAACGUUAUGAGUAGCGGCUACUUUGUUUAUGAUUUGGAGGAUUUAACCAUUUCCUUGGCACAAGCUAAGUAUACUGAUGAAUCUGACAUAGAAGUCAUUUCCAGUAGCAUUCCUAGUGCCACCCAGGCUUCGUUGUACUCAUCCACAGAUUACGAGACUGGAAUAGUUGAAUCGUCUGCCGAGUCUAUCUUCUCUUACGCAACUGGAAUUUACACGCCUGCUGAAAUCACAGCUGAAACCGGUAUCUUUGAAGCUACUGAAACAGGUUCUGGAGACCAAACUGGCUCAAACACUGGCUCCGGAUCAAAGACGUCUGGUUCAAAGUCCGGUUCUUCUACAUCUACUUCUUCAACAACAAAAAGUUCUGGUGAAGUGCAAACAGUCAAAUUUACUUUGAUUAGUAAUUUGGUUGCCUCUGCUUUCGGCCUCUUGGUUCUUGUUGUCUUUUAA